Elephantulus edwardii (Cape elephant shrew) is the source of this 2152-nucleotide messenger RNA. RefSeq names its product forkhead box N1 (gene FOXN1). NCBI's taxonomy places the organism in Eukaryota, Metazoa, Chordata, Mammalia, Macroscelidea, Macroscelididae. Gene Ontology annotation, molecular function: DNA-binding transcription factor activity, RNA polymerase II-specific; transcription cis-regulatory region binding. Gene Ontology annotation, biological process: regulation of transcription by RNA polymerase II. Bases 206 to 2152 code for a protein of 648 amino acids. The record is from RefSeq and is a predicted model, not a curated record. The transcript is spliced from 9 exons.
UUUUGGCAGCAGCCCCUCAGGGCAAGGGGAAGCUGAUAUCAUAAUUAUUGGCUCACCCGCAGCUGCCUCCCCUCACCUGAUGUCAGCACAGACCCGGGAAGGCCAAGCUGACGACUGACAGACGGACGGAGCUCCUGGCCCUCCUGGCCCCCCAGCCCCGGGCCCCCACGCCGACCUGCUUCACUGAGCAGGCCAGGACUGGGUGAUGGUGUCGCUGCUCCCGCCACAGUCUGACGUCACCCUGCCGGACCCCACCAGAUUGGAAGGCGAGCCCCAAGGGGAGGACCUCAUGCAAGCACCGGGCCUCCCAGGCUCCCCUGCCCCUCAGAAUAAGCAUGCCGGCUUCAGCUGCUCGUCCUUUGUGCCCGACGGCCCACCAGAGAGGGCACCCUCACUGCCGCCACAUAGCCCCAGCAUUGCAUCACCAGGCCCCGAACAGGUGCAGGGCCACUGCCCAACAGGCCCCAGCCUGGGCCCCUUCCGACCCUCACCCUCUGACAAGUACCCCAGUGGCUUUGGCUUUGAGGACAGCCCAGCAGGCAGCCCCGGACGUUUCCUCAAGGGUGGCCACGUGCCUUUCCAUCCGUACAAGAGGCAUUUUCACGAAGAUGUCUUCCCUGAGGCCCAGACCGCCCUGACACUGGAUGGACACUGCUUUAAGACCCCGGGGUCACUGGAGGACUUCGAGGAGAUCCCUGUGGAUAUUGGGGAUGCUGACACCUUCUUGCCUGGCUUCUCAGCAGAGGCCUGGUGCAACGGGCUCUCCUACCCCAGCCAGGAGCACAACCCCCAAAUCCUGGGGUCGGAGGUGAAGGUCAAGCCCUCAAUUUUGGAGAAUGGUCCUGGGAUGUACUGCUACCAGCCCCCCUUGCAGCACAUGUACUGUCCCUCCCAGCCUCCCUUCCACCAGUACUCACCAGGUGGUGGCAGCUAUCCUGUACCCUACCUGAGCUCCUCACACUACCCCUACCAGCGGAUCGCCCCCCAGGCCAGCGCUGACGGGCACCAGCCUCUCUUCCCCAAACCCAUCUACUCCUACAGCAUCCUCAUUUUCAUGGCCCUGAAGAACAGUAAAACCGGAAGCCUUCCUGUCAGCGAAAUCUACAAUUUUAUGACCGAGCACUUUCCUUACUUCAAGACAGCACCUGAUGGCUGGAAGAAUUCCGUCCGUCACAACCUAUCCCUGAACAAGUGCUUUGAGAAGGUGGAGAACAAAUCAGGAAGCUCCUCUCGCAAAGGCUGCCUGUGGGCCCUCAACCCAGCCAAGAUUGACAAAAUGCAGGAGGAGCUGCAGAAGUGGAAGAGGAAAGACCCCAUCGCUGUGCGCAAAAGCAUGGCCAAGCCAGAAGAACUGGACAGCCUCAUUGGCGACAAGAGGGAGAAGCUGGGCUCCCCGAUGCUCAGCUGCCCACCUCCUGGGCUGGCAGGCUCAGGCCCUAUCCGGCCCCUGGCACCCCCCGCUGGGCUCUCACAGCCGCUGCACUCCCUGCACCCAGCAGCAGGCCCCCAUCCUGGCAAGAACUCGCUGCAGGACCUACUCGGGGGACAUGCACCUUCCUGCUAUGGGCAGCCAUACUCACACCUCUCACCAGGCCUAGCCCCUCCUGGACCACCUCAGCCUUUGUUCCCUCAGCCAGAUGGGCACCUGGAGCUGCGGGCUCAGCCAGGCACCCCCCAGGACUCGCCUCUGCCCGCCCACACCCCACCUAGCCACAGUGCCAAGCUGCUGGCCGAGCCUUCCCCUGCCAGGACGGUGCCUGACACCCUGCUGCCAGACGGAGACCUUGGAACUGACCUGGAUGCCAUCAACCCCUCUCUCACCGACUUUGACUUCCAGGGAAAUCUGUGGGAACAGCUGAAGGAUGAUAGCUUGGCCAUGGACCCCCUGGUACUAGUGACCUCAUCCCCAACAUCAUCUUCCAUGCCACCCCCACCACCACACUGCUUCCCCUCUGGGCCCUGCCUGGCAGAGAUGAGCAGUGGGGCAGGAGAGCUGGAACCACCAGGAAGCGGGGGUUCUGGGGCAAUGGGUGACCUGCACCUGACCACACUCUACUCAGCCUUCAUGGAGCUGGAGCCCACACCCCCCACAGCCACAGCUGGCCCCUCUGUGUACCUCAGUCCCAGCUCCAAGCCCAUGGCACUGGCAUGA